This is a messenger RNA of Pseudozyma hubeiensis SY62, 519 nucleotides long. RefSeq lists its product as hypothetical. Gene Ontology annotation, molecular function: DNA-binding transcription factor activity; sequence-specific DNA binding. NCBI's taxonomy places the organism in Eukaryota, Fungi, Basidiomycota, Ustilaginomycetes, Ustilaginales, Ustilaginaceae. Gene Ontology annotation, biological process: regulation of DNA-templated transcription. The transcript has a single exon. Bases 1 to 519 code for a protein of 172 amino acids. The record is from RefSeq and is a predicted model, not a curated record.
AUGGAUGCAGCACUCGGGGGAGGAGCGGGACGGUCGAAGUUGAGGAGCAAGCCUCAGAGCGAGCUAGGCAGCCGAGCAGGUGCGAACUGGCGAGGGCGUGGGACCGAUGAGAGGAAAUGGCCGAUUGAGGUUGGAGCGUAUCCUCUCAUCUUCUGCUCUGUCACUUCCCAGUUCCUUGCUCGCAGCAAUCGAGCAUACGAAGAUCGAUGGCUGUGGCGUCAGACAAAGUGUAAGCCAGUUCGGUUCUCACGGUUGCAACGACUCUUCAGCCAUUGCGAGUACCUGGCUUUGGCGCUCCAGCGCUGUGCAGCACGCUGUCCUUCGGAAGAGGUCCGACAUGUACAAUACUCGCGCUUCACUUCAAUGGCCAAUUUGGCCAACUGCACAGCCCCUCGCAGGAAACCCACCUCCGUUCGCCCUUUUCCGCCCAUGCGCAGACACCCAGAAAGGUUUGAUGGCUCGAGCGCUGGCCUAGUCGGAUUGAGGCGUGAAGUCGAGUCGAAGCGGUGGGAGAUGUGA